Molecule: messenger RNA, 3784 nt
Organism: Humulus lupulus (European hop)
Lineage: Eukaryota; Viridiplantae; Streptophyta; Magnoliopsida; Rosales; Cannabaceae
Exons: 4
Coding region: 1237-3225 (662 amino acids)
Source: RefSeq, a predicted model, not a curated record
ACCUCUCUUUCUUUUUUCUUCUCAAUUUCACAGAAAAAAAAUAUAAAUAUAAAUUAUAUAUAUAUAUAUAUUUUUACUAAGAGAAACCAAAACUGAGUCUGAGACUCUUACAGAGAGAGAGAGAGAGAACCAUCUCAAACAUCUUUCUUUCAGUACAUAUCCAGGAAAGCUCAAAACCCUCGAGAAUCAAAUUCACUGUCAAAUUUACUUAGAGAGAGAGAGAGAGAGAGAGCUUAAAAAGAUUAAGAUUAUCAUUAUUAUUAUUAUUAUUCCUAUUUUUGUUUGAAUUUUAUUACGCCAUUUUUGGUUCUCUUCUGAGGUUUUUCUUCGUUGGUUGUUUCCAUGGAGAUAUAGAGAUCUCUCUUGUCCUUCUACAAUGCCCACUUUGUAGCGGACAAGGGUUUCGUCGGAUCAUAACUGGAACUGGGUAUUCUUCGAAUUUGGGGGAAUUUGGGGAUAAUUAGGGUUUUGAUCGAACUGGGCUUGCUUGAAUAAUCAGCUUUAGAUUGGAGGAGUGAGGUUUCGAUCUCCUUCAGUGGGGGGUUUCGACAGUGCUGGGUUUGAGCUUUUUAAGCUGUGAAAGUUGUGUAAAUUGAGGACAAACAUUGUUGUUUACGAGGAUUGAAGGGGAUUGGAUAGGAGAGUGAUCAAAGAGUUGGCUUGGAGGAGAAAAAGGGUUUUUGACGUUCUUCUUCUUCAGGGGGAUGAAUUUUGUAUUUGGUAUCGGUUAUAAGGAGGAGCUAAUGAUUAUGUAUUGGCUCAGAAAGCAGCAUCGAGGAUCAUAUAAUAACGGACCAUUUUGUUUCUGAGGAAACCUUUUGGAUUAACAUAGGUGAAUAGAGCUCUUGACCAGAGAAAGCAUUUCAAUUUUUUGUUUUAUCUGGGUUCGAAGCAUUGUUGAAGUUGGUCAUUGUAGUGCUGUAUUUGAUUUCAUUAAGUUGUUGCAUUCCCCUCCUUUUAAUUCGUGAAGUAAAUUACAGUGGGUUCUGCUGCUCCUCUGCACAGUUUUUAAUUAAACGGGACUAAGGAAGUUAACUCUGUAGUUUGUGUCUGUUGAAGUGACUGAGAGAAGUUAAUGGAGGAAUAUUAAUGCUGGAAAUGAAUGCGGGGACAUGGUGCAUGGACAGGAGCAUAGUUGUUGGUUCUUUCCCUUUUCGGAACAGUGCUACUGGAAAGUAAUAUCAACAUUUUCUUCUGUGGAAGGCACUCGUGUUGUGUGUUGUGGGAUUCUGUGCAAUGUCGCGCUGCUUUCCGUUCCCGCCACCAGGAUAUGAAAGGAAGGCUAGGAACAAUGAAGAGGAUUUACUAGAAAAGGAGAAGCACCGAGAAAAAAAGCAUAAGAAGGAUAAAAAGGACAAAGAUAAGAGAGAAGGUAAGGAAAAAAAAGAGAAGGAUAGAAGUGAUGGAAAGCAUAGGGAAAAGAAAGACAAAAAGGAAAAACACAAAGACAAGGACAAGGACAAAAAAAGGGACAAGGAGAAAGACGGGGAUAAGACUAAAGACAAAACAAAGGCUUCGGAUGAAAAGAGACUUUCAGGGAAAUCUGAGUCUCAUGGUGGAGAGAAACUCAUUCAGAAAGAUGUCAGAGACAAAGAUAAUAGUGUUGAUAAAAAGUUCUCUGGUAAAAUUGGAGGCAAUAAGGCAGAGAAGCUCACUCAGAAUAGUAAUGGGGAUGACGAGUCUAAAGUGGUCCAGGAGUUUGCUAGGAGGACUAAAGAUGAGGCAACUGGAACAGGUAACAAGUUUGAGAGUUUUUCUGUUGCAGAUCGGAAAAAGGAUGAGGGGAUGGUCAGAUUGGUGGCCAAGGAUACAAGCACUUUGGCUGCAGGCAUGGAGGUUAAGAGAGCUGAUCACAAAACAACAGAUGGGCAAGGAACCAGGGAUGGUACAAGACCUGGUGGAAAUGCGAUGGUUCAGAACACAACUGGAAUGGUACAAACUAAAGUUGAAGCCUUGCCCAGACUGUUGGAUAAGAAUGCUGAUACGAAGAUGGGUGGUGGUAAUGAGAAGACAAAAGACAAAGAGAGUGAUGAUAAACGUGGGGUUAAGAGGAAGGACAAAGAUAGAGAGAAAAAGAGUCAUGGAAAGGAUAAAGACAGGGAUAAAGAUAAGAAAAAGGAAGAUAGACAGAAGAGAAGGGAGGAGAAACAGAGGAAAAAGGAGGAGAAACAGAAGAAAAGAGAAGAUAAAGAGAAGAAGAAGGAGGAGAAGGAGAAAGCCAAGGAGAAAAUUCAACCUAAGACCACAGAGCUGGAUACUUUAAGAGAAAGCAACAAACACAACCUCAAUAAUCAUACAACCAAAACCCCUCAACUUCCCAAUGACAGCAACAACUGUGUUACUAUUAGUGGAACUCCAAAGAAGAGGAAGGACUUUGAGACAAAUGGAGUUACACAUGCCCAUGAUAGUUUGCCUGGUAAGUUGCCAAGGCCUGCAUCAUCUUCUUAUUCAUCAAGGGAAAAUGGAAGGAUACUGGAACCCUGCCAAAUUUCCACCGAUGCAACAGAUAGAAAGGGAGCAUCUAAUAGUCUCAAGAUGGACAAUAAAGACAAAUCAGAUAGAAAAGGAGCAUUCAAUAAUCUCAAGAUGGACAAUAAAGAUAGGAAGAUAAAUGGUGUAAUAGAAACUCAUUCCUUGUCAAAUUCCACGAUGAAGCUUAAGUCUGCAAAAGCAGUAGCUGAUCCAAUAGCUGAAGCAUCGGUGAGACCACCCGAUCCAGAAGCUCGGCCAACAUCUGCCCCCCAUAUGAAGCUUAAGUCUGCAACAGCAGUUGCUGAUCCAAUUGCUGAAGCAUUGGUGAAACCGCUCCAUCCAGAAGCUCGGCCAUUGUCUGCCUCUCCUAAGAAGCCCAAGUCUGCUACAGUAGCAGCUGAUCCAAUUGCUGAAACAUUGGCAAGACCACCCCAUGCAGAAGCUAAGCCAGUGUCUGUCUCCCCUAUGAAGCCUAAGUCUGCAACAACAGCACCAGUUGAUCCAGUUGCAGAAGCUUUGGCCAGACCGCCCCAUCCAGACUCCAAGUACAUUAGCCAGAUUUAUUCGGUACCAAAUAUGGAAGAAUGGUCUGACCAUGGGGACGAAGAAUGGCUAUUUGACAGCAUGGCUUCUGAACCAAAGAAGGCAAAGGUGAAACCAUCAACUGUUGAGGAGACACCACAGGUGUGGUCGGAAGCUCAGCAGAUAGAAUCAGCUGAUAUAUUUGCUCUGCCAUAUGUUAUUCCUUACUGAUUGGUAAAUCAAAGGGGCAUGCUUUACCCUCCUCCUAACUGAUCUGAUGUGGGCAACCCUUAAAGGUACACACAUACAUGAGGCCCUUGAGACGGGCUUUCUGAUUUGUUUCUACAUUCUUUUGUUAUUACACUCUGCAGUGAAGUGAGCAUAGUGUGAGUGGUUGCUCUCUGUCACCAAGCUGUCUGAAAUCGGAAUUUCGGUUCACCCAUCGUAUAGCGUGCUCUGGCAUGGCGGCUGGCGGCUGGACUCGGAGAGUUGGAGGCUGGUUUUCCCGGCGUGGUAUUGAACCCACUAAUUCAUUCAACAUGGAAAGUUUUCAUAAAAGAAGAGGCAACUGAGUGAGAGUUGGUUAGCGAGAGAUGUAUAAGCUUUGUGCAAUUUUAUUUCAUUUUGGUAGAGCUGAGCUCUUUCUAAUUGAGAGAAUAUAAGAGAAACUAGAUAUGUGGUAUUUGCAACUCCACCACAAUUUUGAUUUGUAACAUAGGACUCUCUUAAUUACCAGAAAUGUAAGAUAGAGGGAAAGAAGAUAAAAAAAAAAAGUAGUCGCAUUCAUUUA